Meleagris gallopavo (turkey) is the source of this 2069-nucleotide messenger RNA. NCBI's taxonomy places the organism in Eukaryota, Metazoa, Chordata, Aves, Galliformes, Phasianidae. The record is from RefSeq and is a predicted model, not a curated record.
GGAUGGGGUGCAGGGUAGCGUAAGAUGGAGCAUGCCGUGGGGGUGUGUGCAGUGGUCGGGGUGCAGUGCAGUGCAGUGCCGUGGGGGUGUGCAUUAUGCUGUGAGCUGUAGGGCUGUGCAGUGCGGGCACCGGAGGGUGCGAUGCCACGAGAGGUGCAGACGGUGCUCUAGGGCUUGUAGUGUGGGCAUGGAAGGGUGUAGUGUACUACCAGUGACCUGCAGUGCUGCAGGGAUACGGAGCAUAGUGCAGUGCCGCGGGGAUGAAUAUGCACGUGGAGGGUAUGCCGUGAAGUGACCCAGAGAGAAGCACUUGCAGGGCAGUGUGAUGCAGACCCACUGAGGGCUGCCCCAUGCAGGGAGAAUGCAGUGCAUUGCAGCAGCACCGUUGGAGGCCGGCGGCAGCAGUGCCUUGUGUACGAGGCUGCUGAAAGUCCAACCCAGACGUUAAAUAUAAACCCGCAGCAGUUCACCCGGUGCAACGCUCCACGGCAACGCACUAUUCCGAAAUGGCUGCUGUGCCCCUCGGCUUCGACAUCGACGCCCCACGCUGGGACCAGAGCACCUUCAUGGGGCGGCUGUGGCACUUCUUCAACAUCACUGACCCGCGCACCGUGCUGGUGCCGGAGCGGGAGCUGGACCGGGCGCAGGCCAUGGUGGCAGGCUGCAGGGCUGGGAUGGUGCCGCCGGGGAGCAGCCAGGAGCAGCUGCUGUAUGCCAAGAAGCUGUACGACUCGGCCUUCCACCCCGACAGCGGUGAGAAGAUGAACCUCAUUGGCAGGAUGUCCUUCCAGGUGCCAGGUGGCAUGGCCCUCACUGGCUGCAUGCUGCAGUUCUACCGGACAGUGCCGGCCGUGGUGUUCUGGCAGUGGGUGAACCAAUCCUUCAAUGCCAUCGUCAACUACACCAACCGCAACGCCGCAUCCCCCAUCUCUCUGGCGCAAAUAGGAGUGGCUUACGUCACGGCCACCACAACAGCCUUGGCCACUGCUGUGGGACUCAACCUCUACACCAAGCGUGCUCCUCCAUUGCUCGCCCGCUGGGUCCCUUUUGCAGCUGUAGCUGCUGCCAACUGCGUGAACAUCCCAAUGAUGAGGCAACAGGAGAUCAUCCAUGGGAUCUCAGUGACCGAUGAGGACAACAAUGAGCUUGGGCACUCCAGGAGAGCAGCGGUGAAGGGCAUUGCACAGGUUGUGGUCUCCAGGAUCACUAUGGCAGCUCCAGGCAUGAUCAUUCUGCCCAUCAUCAUGGAGCGGCUGGAGAAGUUCCCCUUCAUGCAGCGGAUCCGGGUUCUCCACGCGCCGCUGCAGGUCCUGCUGUGUGGUGGGUUCCUGCUGUUCAUGGUGCCGGCAGCCUGUGCCCUGUUCCCUCAGAGAUGCUCUCUUGCGCUGGCUGACCUUGAGCCGGAGCUGCGGGACAGCAUCGUGACCAAGCAUGGGGACCAAGUGCCAUUUGUCUACUUUAACAAAGGGCUGUGAAUAGAGACUAUCUCAGGAGCCACUGAACCCCUCCAGCUCCCCACCACUGCCAGCCCUGUGCCAGUGUGGGGCUUGGAUGCAUGGUGCGGCCCCCAUUAACCCAAUCUGGGAGUGGAACUGGGAUCAUCUCCCAUUUCCCCACCCCAAACCACAUUGCUGCCUUAAACUGCUGCAGGGGCUUCUUUACAAAAGCUGAGCCCCACAGUGAGUGGGAAAGGACCUGUCCCCUGUGUAAGGGAGCACACCAAAGUCCUGGGACCAGUGCUUAGGACUGUGCCUUCCUUGCUCUCAGGUUCAGGUUUUAUUCACUUUGUGAUUGUCACAAUCCCAAAGACAAAAAGCUGAUUGUUUUUAAGCUCUGAAUUUUGCAAUCAGCUCACUGCACUAAGCAUGCAAGACAGCCAGGCAUCACCUUGCCAUUUUGUGCCUCACUGUUCCUGUGGUGGGACCAAGGACUUGGGAAACACUUGAUUCUGGCCCCCCUCACACAGAGAGGGUCACGAAGCCGUUGGGUUUUGAACUCAGGCUUUAAACAGACCACACUGCAAAUGACAGAUAGGGGUUGGCAAAUAAAACAUGGUGAUUUUUAAAACA